Paraglomus brasilianum is the source of this 1290-nucleotide messenger RNA. The record is from the annotation of a GenBank genome assembly. NCBI's taxonomy places the organism in Eukaryota, Fungi, Glomeromycota, Glomeromycetes, Paraglomerales, Paraglomeraceae.
AUGUCAAACAACCUAGGGAACAGCUCCCUUAGUUUACAUUCGUCAAACGUUGUCGGGGUACAUUACAGAGUCGGAAAGAAGAUUGGUGAAGGCAGCUUUGGUGUUAUCUUUGAGGGAACAAACCUUCUAAGUAAUCAACAAGUCGCCAUUAAAUUUGAACCUCGCAAAAGUGACGCACCACAACUCCGUGAUGAAUAUAGAACAUAUAAAAUUCUGGCCGGAAGUCUCGGUAUACCGAACGUCUAUUAUUUCGGACAAGAAGGUCUUCACAAUGUUUUGGCAGUGGACUUACUAGGUCCAAGUUUAGAAGAUUUAUUUGACAUGUGCGGAAGAAAGUUUAGUAUCAAAACAGUUGUCAUGGUAGCCAAACAAAUGCUUACGCGCGUGCAAACAAUUCACGAGAAGAAUCUUAUAUAUCGCGAUAUCAAACCAGAUAAUUUCUUAAUCGGGCGUCCGGGCACAAAAGCUGCAAACGUUGUACACGUAGUCGAUUUCGGUAUGGCAAAACAAUAUAGAGACCCAAGGACAAAACAACACAUUCCUUAUCGAGAAAGAAAAAGUCUCAGUGGUACGGCAAGAUAUAUGAGUAUCAAUACUCAUUUGGGUCGAGAACAAUCACGCCGAGAUGACUUGGAAGCACUCGGACAUGUAUUCAUGUAUUUCCUGAGAGGCGGAUUACCAUGGCAAGGUCUUAAAGCCGCCACAAAUAAACAGAAAUACGAAAAGAUUGGUGAGAAGAAACAAUCAACAUCAAUUAAAGAACUUUGUGACGGUUUCCCAGAAGAAUUCGGGAUUUACCUUAGUUAUGUUCGUAGGCUGGGUUUUGAAGAAAAUCCUGAUUACGAGUUUUUGCGAGAGUUGUUCACCAAAGUUCUAAAGAACAAAAAUGAAGUUGAAGAUGGUAUCUAUGAUUGGAUGCUAUUAAAUGGAGGGAAGGGCUGGGAAGCUAGCGUGGUAAGUGGAUACCUUUAUGUUUUCAGGGCAAUCGUUAGAGACACUCGCGGACCGUCUAUGAACCGUAAUCCGCUGCCAAACAGUCAAUCCAACGCAUUAAUCCAUUCGAAAUCACAGCGUAAUGCAACAAAAGCACAGAAACACAACAGUGCCAUCCUGAACUCUGGAAUCGUCGACGAUAUGAAUGGUCCGUACACGGCCCGAACUGGAAUGAAUGGCGGCAAUGGUGCAAAUAACCCUAAUACACAAGGAAACAAUGGUGCCGAUACAAAUUCUCACCGAAGACGUAGUAUCUGGCAAAAAUUAAUUGGAGUAAUCACAUGCAGUACGUGUUAA